AGAGUGUCUCCGUGUCGCAGGAGCUACCUCUACCACCACUGCUGAACUCACCGCUGCUCUGCUGCACUUCAAUGAGACUUAUGCUGGCAAAUUUCAGUUUAGUGAGACAGUCGAUGUCCGGUCUCGACUGGUCACAAGUCUGAUGUCUUGGCUGAGGAAGAGACACGAGCGCGCGCUAGAGGGUGAUUUCCAAGCGGCUGCCUUACAAUCUCUCAAGAUAAUUUGUCGUGAGACAGAGGGUUUAGACGAUUUGACGUCCCCAGACGGAAUGAGAGUAAUGUACGGGUUGGCCGGUUUAGUGGAUAAUGACCCGGAUGAACGUUCUCAAUCAACUGUUCAGGAGGAAGCUUUGAAGUGUCUUUCUAAUUUGUUGUUGAAGAACCCUCAUUUGGCUGAAUUAUGUCAGACAGAAGGUGUACUCGAAGGUGUAAUGAAACGAAUAGCAAAUCGUGGCUCAGUCUCGCUUUCAAGUGGAAUAAAGUUUUUUGAUGCCCGACUUCUGUUUCUUGUCACAGCUUUGGCUCCUAAAUCGAGGUGUCUUAUAACUAGAGAGUUACAUGGAAUUCCAUCACUAGUCAGAGCACUUCAACUCGACAUCGUCGACGCUUCAGGAAAUCUGGUGCGGUACACCGAUGAGAAGUCACGUGACAUGUGUGAAUUGCUCAAAGUUCUGUACAGUCUAACAUUGGAUAUAGAUGGCUUGGAUGAGCAAGACUUUAAAGCUCUCGAUGGACUUGUUCAUGUUGUUCGAUUGGUUUUGUUGUCGGAAGAUCCUGGGUGGUCAACCGAUAUAAAGAGUCAUGCUAUAAAUAUAUUGAUCAAUAUGCCGAGUAGAUGUGUAAGUAUGCUUGUGCCUUCUGUUACAGUACAGGAAGAACCAGCAGCUGUUGUGUCAAUGUACGAGGAUUGUGACGUGUCUGCUAUUGAUGCACUAAUAGCUCACUUGUUGCAGACACUGAGUUGCGUCGAGUUAGAUUCGCCAGCUAAUGCUGUCAUUUCUAUCCUAACAGCAAUGCGGUCUUGUGCAAAAUCAUCUAGGAUAAUUCGAAAGCACAUGCGAGGAAAGAUUCUUCCUCCACUACACCAUGUCACAGCUCGACCAGAAGAUAGUGGUGGUCUAAAGAGUUUAUUGGUUCAGCAGAUGACGUCACACAUUACCCAUUUGAAGGAAAUGGUGGCAGACUUUCUCUUUAUUCUUUGCAAAGAGAAUGUGUCUCGUCUCAUCAAACAUACUGGCUAUGGCAAUGCAGCGGGGAUGUUGUUCCAGCGCGGCUUGCUCGGUGGUGACCAACCAAGUGCAUCAAGCGAGUACUCAAGUGACGAAGACAGCGACACCAAUGAAUAUCUGGAAUCAGAUCUAGAUCCUAUCACAGGGGGACCCGUAGGACCAAAACUUGAUGCAAAUGAAGAUUUGACCGAAGAAGAAAAGGAAGUCGAGGCUGUCAAACUGAUGCAUCUGUUUCAACAGCUUAACUCCAACAGUUGUCUGAAGGUGGUCCCUAUUGGUGAAGACGGCAAACCGUUAUUGCCAGAUGGCAACAAAGAAGGUGAAGCAGUAGACUCUGAUGAUGAGGUUAAUGGUGACUGAUGUGAAACAUCUGGAAAUCAUAACUGACAGUUUGUUGACCACAAUUUAUUUGUUGCAUAAUUUUUAGUGUGACAUUGAUUGCGUGUGUAAGGUAUGACUGCACUGAGUAUACAUACAUAGAUGUAGUAUAAUUGUGACUGUUAAUUGGCAAUUGCGAUUAAUGCAAACGGUGACAGUUGCUACUACAAUAUAGUAGGUUGAUGUUACAGAAGUAUAGGUUAUAGACUGCUGGCGAGUGUUUAAGCAAAAUACACCUCGCU
Molecule: messenger RNA, 1848 nt
Organism: Corticium candelabrum
Lineage: Eukaryota; Metazoa; Porifera; Homoscleromorpha; Homosclerophorida; Plakinidae
Product: synembryn-A-like
Exons: 2
Coding region: 143-1588 (481 amino acids)
Biological process (GO): G protein-coupled receptor signaling pathway
Cellular component (GO): cytoplasm
Molecular function (GO): G-protein alpha-subunit binding; guanyl-nucleotide exchange factor activity
Source: RefSeq, a predicted model, not a curated record